Messenger RNA from Culex pipiens pallens (northern house mosquito), 2239 nucleotides. RefSeq lists its product as uncharacterized. Bases 241 to 1554 code for a protein of 437 amino acids. The record is from RefSeq and is a predicted model, not a curated record. Lineage: Eukaryota; Metazoa; Arthropoda; Insecta; Diptera; Culicidae. The transcript has 4 exons.
AGGUGGCCGAUUGCAACAGUUGAGCCACGGCCGUGAGCAAAACAAGAACAGUGCCAACGCCAGCGAAAAAAGACCCAAGUUGUGACUAGUGGAUAUCCGUGUUUUAGCUAUGUAGAUUGACACAAAGUGCACCAUGAUAAGCAAAGUGUUUUGACCUACGACAACACAUCGAAGAAAACGCAACAUCAAAAAAACAACACCAAAUAAAGCAACAAAAUCACACACAAAAAACAGAAAAGCAUGAAGAAAGUCACUGACAUCAGCGGGUUUCCCGAGGGACCGGAGGAGGACGCCCAGGAGCAGCAGGCCAGCGUGGAAAAGCUGCUGAAGCUGACGGAGAACGACACCAACCUGACUGUGGACAGCAUCGAGUGUUUGCCCGGAAGCCAGCAAGGCGAUAACUACAUGUCGAUUAUCAAGCGCAUUUUGGUCCGCGGAAAACGGCGCUCGAGGACGGCCAAGAAGAGCAAAGAAUUCUUCAUCUCGCUGAUCUACAAGCGCCAGAUUGCGAGCCUCCAGCGGCGGAAGCUGUUCCGGGCGGACGAGGCGUUCGCGAACGAAAUCAACGCGUACACGGCCCUGGUUCCGGUGCUGCAAAAGUUUUCCCGCGACCGGUUGCCCUUUCCGGCGUGCGUGUACGCGGGGGCGGACGCCGAAGGUGACCUGAUCGUGCUGGAGGACUUGUGGCGCACCGGGUUCCGGAUGGUGGACCGCCGGAAGUGCCUCAGCUAUCGGCAGUGCCGGACGGUGAUGAGGGAACUGGCCAACUUUCAUGCGGUGUCGCUGGCGAUGAAGCAGGUUCAACCGGUGCUGUUUCACACGAUGAAGGAAAAGGUCACGGAGAUCGUGUACACGGAUGAGGGAGCCGAGUUCUACACGCACUCGUUGCAGACGUCUCUGAGGGGAACUUUGGACAGUUUGCAUUAUAGCAAUAAAAACGGAGCGUUGGAUGGGGCGAUAAAGGCCAUCGAGAGGUUGAAUGGCCGGCUGUACCAGAUCAUGUCGACGGCGGUUCGGAACAGUCACGAGCCGUGGAAGGUGCUCUGUCACGGAGAUACCUGGGUCAAUAACUUGAUGUUCAACGAAAGCCACGAUAAGGUGAAGUUGAUUGAUUUGCAAACCAUGCGGUACACGAGUCCGGUGCUGGACAUUCUGCAUCUGCUGUACACCAGCACAGGGGCUGAAGUGAGGGCGAAUCACACCGACGAGCUGAUCCACAGUUACCAAGAAUCUCUGAUCGACGCACUUCGAGUUUACGUUCCGACCCAGAAUCGGUUCGUUUUGCCCGACCUGGAGGCCCUCUUCAGCUAUGCCAACAUUCGCGCCGAGUACAACUCCCGGAUCUUGUACGGACUGGGCAUUGCCAUGUGGCUCUUGCCGGCCGUCACGUUCCACCCUGACCACAUUCCAGAUCUUGAUAGUGUUACCAUGAACGAUUUUAAGACAAAGAACCACGAGAAAACGAUCGCCCAAAUGCUUUCUCCAGAUUAUCAUCAUCGAAUGCGGGACACAGUUCUCGAAUUUUACCACAAAGGAAUCCUAGAAACAAUUUAAAUCUAGUAUUAUUCUAAAAUAAUCGCGCAAAUGUGUAUACAAAAAAGGGGAUAAACACCUAACCAAUCUAUUCGCCACAAGUAACAGAAUAAACCGCUUAAACUAAUGGUACACAAACAAUUAGCUAGUCAAAUGGUGUUUAAAAUAGAACAAAUCAACAAAAAAAACAGUAACCAAAUCAAAUCUCGUUAGUCAAAUAUGCCCAAAUAGAGGAAGCAAACUAAAUACAAACUUAAACUAAUCGCCGCGCUAUCGCGCAGAGCCACAUUUUGCAAUAGUUUUCGUUAUCACUCACCAAGCGAGUGCAAGCAAGCAAGCUCGCGACGCCUUACACAACACUAGAAGAAAACUGAUAGCAAUCGCAGGUUUAGUUUAAUCCAGACAACACGGAAGAAAAGCAGUAGGGCACUCCGGUUCCGCGAUCGUGCAAGGACUUACGGGGCGAACCUGAACCUAUCUCGCUCGCUUAUCAGGUGGGGCGCGUGUGCCGGGUUAGUGGACUUUCUGUUAGAGUCAACAGGAAAAAGAAAGUAUAGUUACCAGACGUUGUUUAGGGUUUUUGUAGGUUUGUUGAUGAUUAGAUGUGCAACAUUGUUACCACUUGAAGUUUGUUCUAAUCACGACGGUAUACGUAACAUGUGCAAAGAGCAGAUGAAUAAAGAUGCAAAUAUUAUUACUAGAAGAA